GCAAGCUAAAUCCUCCCAAGUCCUUCAGAUUCACAAGUGAAUAGUGAGAGAAACAAGAGCAAGAUGAACAGGAUUUUGCUGUUGGUGGCCUUUGCGGCCGGCCUUGUGGCUGCUGGAAGGAUAACGAUGAAUCCUGAUCGGGUUCAGGGUAUUGAUCGCAUGUCCCUGGAGGACCUGCAGCGCCAGAAGUUCAUCCUGGACAUCGUGCAGAACAUUCGCCAGCCAUUGCAGCAAAACGAUCUCAUCCAACUGGAUCAGGGUCUGAUUGUGGACAGCCAGCGUUAUCGCGGCGGCAUUGAUGGGGAGAUGCAGCGCGUCAUCGACUUGGAUCGCCAGCGUCGCCUCCUGGACGAGCACCAGGUGUACUCGGUGGGUCGCUUGGAGGAUGUGCAGCAGUUGCGUGGCAUCUACCGCCUGCUGGUCCGCUCGCUGGACUUCGACACCCUGCGGCGAAAUGUGGUCUAUCUGCGCCGCAACAUCAAUCCCGUCCUGCUGGUCAACGCCUUGGCUUUGGCCAUUCGCGAUCGUGAGGACACCCGCUCCCUGAUUGUGCCCGCCGUCCAGGAGCUGCUGCCCGAAUUGUAUCUGGAUGAGGAUGUGAUCGAGCAGGUGCGCGGCAUCCAAAGGGAGCAAACCCAGCGACCCUCGCUCAUCGACAUUGUGGGUCUGCGCCAGCGGGGUAUCAAUCCUGUGCUGAACAUCCUGAUGCCCUGGCGGGAGAUUCACAUGCAGAUGGCUCUGAUGAGGCAGCAGCAGAAGAACCGCCAAAAUGUUGUGGGCCAGAAGCGCUUGGUCAUCCGUGCCGAGAACCAGGGACAGAUUGAUGGUACCUCUCUGCUAACGGACGACAUUGCCCUGCGCAACUUUGUCCAAAAUCUCAUCCAGGAAUUGGCCAUGCAGGAGGAUGUUAACCAGGAACGUGACCAACUGAUCAACAGGGAGCAGGAGCAGCAAUGGAUCAAUGGCGGUGAUCGUGAUCAGUCCCAAUGGAACAUCAGGGAGAGGGAACUGGGUCAGGAUUCGGACACUGGACGCCUUCUGCGCGUAAACCGUCGUCGCCUCAUGGAGCAGAACCAGGAUCAGGAUCAGGGUCGGAACAUCUAUGGCAGCCAGAGGGAGCGUUUCCAGCGAGUCCUCCGCCGCGAUGACGACAACGACAACGACGAUGAUGACGACAAUGACGAUAUUCGCAUGGGUCGUGUGCCCCUGCAGCGUGGAAUCAGCCAGGGAGGCCUCCGCAUCGGAGGAGUUCGUGACCUGCCCACCGUGAAUGUGAACAGUGACCGGCUGCUCCACGUGAGCCGUCGUCGCCUGAACGCCAUCCAACAAGAACAGGAUCAGCUUUCCGGACGCCAGCGUUUAAUGGGUUUGAUGAGGGGAGAUCGCUUGAGUGAGGGUCGUCGGGUUGGCCAGCUGGAUGAGGUGCGUCAGAACGACUGGCAAAUGAAGCGUCAACGUCAGAACUUGGACCAGGAUGAGGAGCAGGAGCAGCAGGGCCAGAUCCAGAGGCAAGGACGUCGCUUGGGAGUGCAACAGGAUCGUCAGAGCAUUGCCGAUCAGCUGGAGAGUGUGGACCGCGACGAUGAGCGUUUGGUGCACAUUAACCGACGUCGCCUGAAUCAGGACAUCCAGGAGCAACAGCAACAGCAGCAGCAGCAGAAGCAGAGGAAUAUGCCCCGCAGAAUCGACUCCAUUGGCGAGGGUCGCCGUGUCCUGGGAGAUCGUCCCAUCCAGGAUGAGGACAUUCUGAAGCUUAUCCGCAGCGAACACCGCCUGCAGUUGAUGAGCGACGACGAGAUCCUUGAGAUGCUCCAAAGGAACCGCCAGCAGCGUCUGGAGAGGAAGCAAAACGACGAUGAUGACGAUGACAACGAUGAUGAUGACGAUGAUAAUGUUCAGCGCCGCCAGGGAGUGCGAAGCCGUCGCAGCCUGCCCAAUCUCCGCCAGCAGAACAACAACCGCCGCAGCGAGAUCCUCCUGCACACCCUCCGCCAGCUGGUGGCCCGUCUCAACCAGGAGAGCAUCUCCCAGGGCCAGGUGAUCGAGCAGCAGCAACAGCAGCAGCAGUGGAUCAACAAUCCCCGCCUGUCGCAGAACGAGAGAUACGCCCUCCGGAUGAACCAAAUCCGCAUCGAUUCCCAGCGCAACCGUGAAGUUCUCGGGCAGAUCGGCCAGAUUGAGCAGCGUCUGCAGCAGGUUAUUGGCCAGGUGCUGAACCAGGUGAAUGUCAACUCGCUGCUUGGCCAGAUGGAGGAGCAACGCCAGGUGGAGUCCCUGAUCGCCGAUGUCCUGCUGGGUCGCCUCGGCCAGGUGGGCAUUCUGAACAUCAUCCGCCAGGUGGUCGAGGACAACAAUGUCCAGCAGAUCGAUCGCACUGGCCUGGGCAUCCGCCUCAGCGAUCCCGUGGUGCAGCACACUCUCCGCGGGAUUGUGAGGAUCGUGGACCAGCAACGCGAGCUAAUCCUUGGAGCCUACCGCCAGGAGCAGCUGCAGAUGCGUGGUGUUUCCAUCAACGAUGUGCGCGUGGACAAGCUGCGCACUCGCAUCGAGGAGAACGACUUGGACCUCAGCAAUCUGGUCGAGCAGCAGCAGGACCAGGGAGUCCAGCAGGAGAUUGUGGGUCGCCAGCGACGCCUCAACAACAAGGCCUUCACCAUUGACAUGGACAUCACCUCGGACCAGGAUCAGGAUGCCAUAAUCCGCGUGUUCCUGGGACCUGCAGAGAAUCAGCAGGGUCGACAGGGCGUCUCCCUCGACGAGCGCCGCCGUGACUUUGUCCUUCUGGAUGCCAUCAAUGUGCAGCUGCAGUCGGGACGCAAUCGCGUCCAGCAGCGCUCCGUCGACAUCCCCUGGACCAGUAACGAUGUGACGCCCCUGGGAGAGAUCUACCGCCGGGUGAUGCUGCAGUUGAAGGGCCAGCAGGAACAACAGGUUGUGGGCAUCCAGGAGUUGGUCGGCGAGAACGGACGCUUCCCCCAGCAUUUGCUGCUCCCUCGUGGAAGACCCGAGGGCCUGCCCAUGCAGCUCCUGGUUGUGGUUUCUCCCCUGGUGGAGCAACAGCAGCGCGACAUCGUGCCCGACAUCAGCAUUGGCAUCGGUUCCGCCUCCCUGCGGGACGUCCGUCCCCUGGGUUAUCCCCUGGAUCGUCCCAUCCGCAACGAGCAGGAGCUGCUCCAGCUCUCCAACGUACUUCUCCAGGAUGUGGUCAUCAUCCAGGACAACUAA
Messenger RNA from Drosophila rhopaloa, 3225 nucleotides. It is a transcript of the gene Fbp1, whose product is annotated as fat-body protein 1. The record is from RefSeq and is a predicted model, not a curated record. The coding region runs from base 64 to 3225 and encodes 1053 amino acids. The transcript is spliced from 2 exons. Lineage: Eukaryota; Metazoa; Arthropoda; Insecta; Diptera; Drosophilidae.